Molecule: messenger RNA, 1742 nt
Organism: Daldinia decipiens
Lineage: Eukaryota; Fungi; Ascomycota; Sordariomycetes; Xylariales; Hypoxylaceae
Product: Clavaminate synthase-like protein
Exons: 3
Coding region: 436-1440 (334 amino acids)
Molecular function (GO): dioxygenase activity
Source: RefSeq, a predicted model, not a curated record
AGUCAAGCAAUCGUGAACAUACUAGGUUCGACCGAAUAUCGAAUGGUUUUCACCCUCUUCUAGUCUAGAUUCAGCGUCCAGGUGCAGUGAUGCUUUGAUAAGCUAAGAAUUGCGCUCCGGAUGAAAGAUAAAAUGCUUGCUUUGGAAUACCGUCUCGCGAAGGAGCCAAAAGGUUCGCUUUUCGUCGGAUAGAGCCGGAUCUCGUGUGCUUACCUGGUAGGUAGGUAGAUAAAAGGUAGUAUCUUAGCUUAAUGCCACUUUGCUAUGUGUUAGGUUAGGUAGGUAGUUUUGUAAGGAUGUAUUUUUCUUCCUCGUCGACUCGUCUUACUCUUUUUCCGAUAAGCCCAUUCUCAUCAACUUGCCCAAAUUGAUGUGUAUAAAUUCUAAAAAGCAAAGCGACACGUUACCUUUAACGUUUCCUGAUUCAAAGAAGUGAUGGAGGAAGCAGCUGUAAAAAGCGAUGGCUUGUUCAUUCCGCUUAUCGACUUUUCCCAAUUCCUGAACGGUAACCCGGAACAGAGGAAGCAGACUGCCGAUGCGAUUCUCCGCGGGUUUCAAACAUCCGGAUUCGUCUAUCUGAAGGGCCUGCCCGUCAAGCCGGAGUACAGGAAGCACGUGUUUGAUACGUCGGCCAAAUACUUCAGGCUUCCCGUCGAGACCAAGAUGUCUCACUGCUGGACUACACCCGAGGCGAACCGGGGUUACUCGGCGCCGGGCAGAGAGAAGAACACGGAUCUGACGGACAUGGACGCCGUCAAGAAGUUGAGGGAUGCGGUACCUGACUUAAAGGAAAGUCUAGAAAUCGGGCGUGACGACGAGCCCGGCCACCCAAACCAUUGGCCCGAGGAAGAGGGCGAGCUGGUAGGCUUCAGGGAGACAAUGCUCGACUUCCAUAAAAAGUGCAAAGAAUUGCACAUCGAAGUUAUGCGCGCCAUCGCCGUGGGCCUGGGUAUCGAAGAAUCAUGGUUCGACAAGUACACGGACGUCGGAGAUAAUACCUUGAGGCUUCUUCACUACCCCGAAGUCAAGAGAGACGUGUUCAAAAUUAAUCCGGGGCAGGUCAGGACCGGCGCGCACAGCGAUUACGGUUCUAUCACUUUGCUAUUCCAAGAUUCCCAGGGCGGUCUGCAGGUGCAGAGUCCGACGGGUGCCUUUGUCGACGCGGAGCCCAUCGAGGACACCUGCGUGGUAAACGCUGGCGAUUUGCUAGCGAGGUGGAGCAACGACAAUAUCAAGAGCACCAUUCAUCGCGUCGUAGAACCCCCGUCCCGUCGAGACGACGUCUAUCCGGCCAGAUAUAGUAUAGCAUACUUCUGCAAUCCCAAUUUCAAGGACUACAUCGAGGCCAUCCCUAACACUUACGCUACCGAGCAGGACAAAAAAUACGAGGGAAUAAAUAGCGGCCAAUAUCUCGUCCAGAGGUUGGCGGCUACUUAUUAGAUAUCGUGAUUCGAUCGGAAGUUUCCAAGGUGAUAUCUCGUGCAGUGCUUCGUCUGACAGUCGUGGGCGUAGGAUAUUGGAUCGUAGGACAUUUCUUUAUUCGGCAAUGGGUCCUAUGUGUAGCUUAUCUGGAGGCUUCGAAUUGGACGAACCAAUUUAUGAUUUUGAAGGUUACGACUUGAAACUUUGGGUUCCGUGAUGCGCAUGUGAUUAAAGCAAACGCAACAUUUUGAAGUCUGGAUUUUAAGAGGUCAAUCUGGACGAUAUGCUGGGGAACUGAUAAGCGAAAAGGCCCCCUAUUA